This is a messenger RNA of Chironomus riparius, 633 nucleotides long. The record is from the annotation of a GenBank genome assembly. Lineage: Eukaryota; Metazoa; Arthropoda; Insecta; Diptera; Chironomidae.
CUUAGUUUCACUAGCAUUAAUUUUUCCAUCAACAAUUUAAUCAAAAAUGGAGGACGAUUUACUUUACAAAAUACUAGUUUUUCUUGUGUUUUCAUUCAUCUUGUUUGCAGUUCUUUUCUAUAUCAUCAAGGCAUGUCAAGCAUGUUGUAGAAUUAAUUAUAAAUAUUUAGUCGAUGGAAAGUAUGAAAAUGAGCCAACAGUGCUUAGAGAAUCGAGUCCACCAUUGAUGACUGACUAUCCUGAGCAGCUGGAGGAUGACAUAAAUAUUUUACAAUUACUGCCGCAAGAACUUCCAUUAGUAACUCCAACGAGCCCAGAAAGACAACUUUUACCUGCAGGAUCAUCGCAGUGUUCAUGUUCAUCAACAAUACCUCAACAUUCAGCAUUCCACAAUGUUCAACAUUCAGACGAUCCUCCAAGUUAUGAAGAGGCGAUAAGAAUGUCAAUGACUGGAAUUUAGAGCAUAAAAGACUCAUAAGAUCUGACACAUUUGUGACAUGCUUGAUAAAUAGAAUUUUGGCUUCCAUCGCUAAUCAUAGAUCGUCAUUAGAGAAUGACUUGAACCAACCGAAACUGCUUUGUAACAAUUUUGAUCUCAUUUUAAAAUAAAAAAGAAUAUUUUCGAUUUUUUAA